UGGGGCUGCAGGCGGCGGGGGGCGCAGCUUGGCGCCGGAGAGCAAAGGCCGUUCCUGCGCCUUCUGCACCUCGCGUCUGUCCCACCGCCCCAGAGCCGGGGCAGAAUGUCGGAGUCCAGAAAGAGGGGCCAAGGCCGCGGCAAGAAGCACCGAGAGGGGAGGAAGCGGGAGCGGGAGCGGGAGCCAGAGCCGGAGCGGGAGCCCGACCCGGGGGAGAAAGCCACCCGGCCCAAGCUGAAGAAGAUGAAGAGUCAGACGGGACAGGUGGGGGAGAAACAAUCGCUGAAGUGUGAGGCAGUGGCCGGUAACCCCCUGCCCUCCUACCGCUGGUUCAAGGAUGGCAAGGAGCUCAACCGCAGCCGCGACAUUCGCAUCAAGUACGGUAAUGGCAGAAAGAACUCACGACUACAGUUCAACAAGGUGAAAGUGGAGGACGCAGGGGAGUACGUCUGCGAGGCUGAGAACAUCCUGGGGAAGGACACAGUCAGAGGCCGGCUCUACGUCAACAGCGUGAGCACCACUCUGUCAUCCUGGUCGGGGCACGCCCGGAAGUGCAACGAGACAGCCAAGUCCUAUUGUGUCAAUGGAGGCGUCUGCUACUACAUCGAGGGCAUCAACCAGCUCUCCUGCAAGUGUCCUGUGGGAUACACCGGGGACAGGUGUCAGCAGUUCGCAAUGGUCAACUUCUCCAAGCACCUGGGAUUUGAACUAAAGGAAGCUGAGGAGCUGUACCAGAAGAGGGUCCUGACUAUCACUGGCAUCUGCGUGGCUCUGCUUGUUGUGGGCAUCGUCUGCGUGGUCGCCUACUGCAAGACCAAAAAACAGCGGAAGCAGGUGCACAACCACCUCCGGCAGAACAUGUGUCCAGCCCAUCAGAACCGGAGCCUGGCGAAUGGACCCAGUCACCCCCGGCUGGACCCUGAGGAGAUCCAGAUGGCAGAUUAUAUCUCCAAGAACGUGCCAGCGACAGACCACGUCAUCCGAAGGGAAACCGAGACCACCUUCUCCGGGAGCCACUCCUGUUCUCCGUCUCACCACUGCUCCACAGCCACACCCACUUCCAGCCACAGGCAUGAGAGCCACACAUGGAGCCUGGAACGUUCUGAGAGCCUGACCUCCGACUCCCAGUCAGGCAUCAUGCUGUCAUCAGUGGGUACCAGCAAGUGCAACAGCCCAGCAUGCGUGGAGGCCCGAGCACGGCGGGCAGCAGCCUACAGCCUGGAAGAGCAGCGCAGGGCCACUGUGCCUCCUUACCAUGACUCCAUAGACUCCCUGCGUGACUCUCCACACAGCGAGAGGUACGUGUCGGCCCUGACCACGCCCGCGCGCCUCUCUCCGGUGGACUUCCACUACUCGCUGGCCACGCAGGUGCCGACUUUCGAGAUCACAUCCCCCAACUCGGCGCACGCCGUGUCGCUGCCGCCAGCCGCGCCCAUCAGCUACCGCCUGGUAUCCCCCUGGCUGCCGGGGAACCUGGCCAAGGGGCUGACGCAAAUGACUCUGCUUCAAGCUCAGCUUCAGAACCCUGGCCCAGUUCCUGCCCUGGAGCUACAGGGGCCCGACUGA
This is a messenger RNA of Myotis brandtii (Brandt's bat), 1566 nucleotides long. It is a transcript of the gene NRG2, whose product is annotated as neuregulin 2. Gene Ontology annotation, molecular function: signaling receptor binding. Gene Ontology annotation, biological process: animal organ development; nervous system development; intracellular signal transduction. Bases 106 to 1566 code for a protein of 486 amino acids. The transcript has 12 exons. Lineage: Eukaryota; Metazoa; Chordata; Mammalia; Chiroptera; Vespertilionidae. The record is from RefSeq and is a predicted model, not a curated record.